GAUAUGAAUCAAUAUUCUAUGCUCCAGCAAUUCAUGCUUCUUUCACUUUGCCAAACAAAUGAUUUCAGAAGUUUGGACAGCAUCUGGUGCAAUUUGGAUAUUGAAAGUUAGUCAAAAAUUGCUGACUUUUCUAACUUGUCUUUGUUUUCUCCUGCAGUUGUGUGGUUCCAUUAUUUUGGGAGUCUCCAUAUGGAUACGUGUUAGUAAAGAUGCUCAGCAGGAGCUGGAGAUAGACAGCAGCCUGUUUGCAGGGGUUGAUCUGCUGAUAGCCGUGGGCUCCAUCAUUAUGAUCCUUGGGUUUCUGGGGUGCUGUGGUGCUGUGAAGGAGAGCCGGUGCAUGCUGCUUUUGUUUUUUAUUGGACUGCUUCUGAUCCUGAUUCUUCAGGUCACAGGAGGUAUUUUAGGAGCAGUAUACAGAUCUCAGGCUGAAAAAAUCCUUGACGAGGCUCUAAUGAGUAGCGUGAAAAAACUGCAAAGCUCCACAGAAGAUUCUAAAGCGUUUCAGGAGAAGUUCCAGAAAUUUGAGAGAGAGAACCGAUGUUGUGGAUUGCUGAAAGGAGCUGAAGACUGGGGAAACAAUUUUAACAACCCUUCCGGUAGCUAUAAAAUCUGUCAGUGCGAACUAGAGAAGUCAUCACAAGAUGUUUGCACUAUCUAUCAAGGCAGAGAGAUCUAUAAAACGCCUUGUGGAGAAGUGAUUGUCAAAUACAUUAAAGACCAUCUGGUCAUAAUUAUGGGGAUCGCCUUUGGACUGGCUGUUAUUGAGAUUCUUGGUUUGGUGUUUUCUAUGAGCCUCUACUGCCAGAUCCAGAGAAAAUGAAACUGUGGAAGUGUCAGAAUGACAUCACCAGCCAAAUGCAAACAGUUCUAGGUAGAAGGAUAUUUGGCUUGUGACAUUCAGAUAAUUACACGCAUGAUCCAGGCAGCUGUUCUGAUGAAAACAGCAGCCUUGCACAUGUGGAUGCUUCACAAUUUUCAAAAUGACCUCUUUAUACUUCAUAAGGCUUAAUUAUGUGAAUACAAGUUUUUAUUUGCAAUAAACAUCUUCGUUUAUGUUUCUGAGGUGUUUAUUUUGUCCAAAGACAGCAUUUAAGUCACGUUGAG
Empidonax traillii (willow flycatcher) is the source of this 1104-nucleotide messenger RNA. RefSeq names its product tetraspanin-8-like. Lineage: Eukaryota; Metazoa; Chordata; Aves; Passeriformes; Tyrannidae. The transcript is spliced from 7 exons. Bases 59 to 820 code for a protein of 253 amino acids. The record is from RefSeq and is a predicted model, not a curated record. Gene Ontology annotation, cellular component: membrane.